AUGUGCAAAUCGAUUCUCGACCCAGAUUUCAGGCUUUUAAUUGAUACAAAAAAUAAAAAUGAAACAGACGUAUGCGAAUGUGAAUUGAAGUGUUUCAGAGACGAUACCAUUUAUGGAUCAAUGACACUCAAAAAUCAGCAAAUAACAGUUCUAAGUGAACUCAUUGGACUUCUUGCAUUUAAGUUUAUGUUGAAAAUCGCGUGA
Clunio marinus is the source of this 204-nucleotide messenger RNA. The record is from the annotation of a GenBank genome assembly. Lineage: Eukaryota; Metazoa; Arthropoda; Insecta; Diptera; Chironomidae.